Molecule: messenger RNA, 1875 nt
Organism: Colletotrichum fioriniae
Lineage: Eukaryota; Fungi; Ascomycota; Sordariomycetes; Glomerellales; Glomerellaceae
Source: RefSeq, a predicted model, not a curated record
AUGAGCUCGCCAGACGACCCGCAAAUCAAAGACCCAGCAAGCACGCCGCCGGCGUCAUUGCAGGUCCCCUCGGGCCGGAAGGGCACAAAGAAAGUUCGGACUGGAUGUGUGACCUGCAAGUUGAGCCGGAAAUGUGACGGCUAUUUACCCUCGUCGAAGCCGGGGAGCAGCAAUGAUGGCAGUCCCGGUUCCGAUGACAGCAUUUCACGCUUGAGCCCGGCAGUCUCAGCCUUUGCCGACUGGGCCGGCGGCUCCAGAGAACAGCGCGCGUUUGACUUCUACCGUAACUUCUCCGCCCCAUCCAUCUUUAGCGACGGAGUCGCCUCGACUCUGUGGAAGAAAUUGGUACCGCACUUUUGUCAUGCCGAGCCCGCCAUUCGCCAUGCCGUCCUUGCCAUCAGCAGUCUCCAUGAAACACUCGCGCUACCUUCGAAUUCGGAUCCAAAUACUGAAGACGCAAACAGUCCUCGUGUGCUCACCAAUAAUUUUGCAGCGGAGCAAUACGGCAAGGCCUUGAAGUGUCUUCAGGAGUGGAAGCCAACAGCAUCAUCGCCUGCCACCGUCCCGCUCUUAGCAUGCUUGCUAUUCAUAUGCAUCGAGUUCAUGCUUGGCGACGAGGGUGCAUCCCAGGUGCACAUCAACCAAGGCCGCACCAUUCUCUCACAACUUGAGCCCUCUGCCGAUGUGGAUAUGAUUAAGAAGCAUUUCGUGCCCAUAUAUAGUCGACUUGGCCUCGCAUCUUUUCUCUUUGGGAGCUUCCCCGCCGCCAUACCCGCUACCCUUCAAUCGAGUCCGGCAACGAAUCUAUACUUUGCUUCCGUAGACGAGGCCGAAGUGUCAUUGUACGAACUCAUUGAUGACGGCUUGAGGUUCACAGCACAAGCCAAGAGAGCCGUAUACUCAUGCCAGCCAGACGAUCCAACACUGCUGGACCUGGCCCAUGAACAAGACGACUUCCUCGCACGGUUAUCACGAUGGCACAUUGCAUUUGUCGUAGUCUCAGCCACCGGCACCGAUGACAACCUGAGCAAACGAAAGUUGUGCAUGGUCUACUAUCACGCAGCCAGGAUUGCAAUCAGUACGGCGAUGGACCCGAAGGAGAUUGCCUUUGAUACGCAUACCACGGCCUUUGCGUCCAUUGUCAGCAACUCGGCGGAGUUUGUACAAGCCACACGCAAGACGGUUCGUGACCCAUCCGAGGCCGCCAAGUCGAUGCCCAAGUUUGUUUUCGACACCGAGGUCAUCCCGCCGCUUUACUACGUUAGCAUCAAAUGCCGGCAUCCGAUGCUACGGCGAGCUGCCGUCAAUCUACUCAAGCAAGACGCCGUGACGAAUCGUAGGGAGAACCUGUGGGAUGCCCAGAUGCUGGCUGAAAUUGGCAAGCGCUGCAUAACUAUUGAAGAGGAGGCAGCUCGUUACCGUGAGGAGGCUUUUGAUAUCACAGCUGGGUGGGACACGGCGUCUUGGGAGGGAUCCGAUGGUGUGCCAACUGGCCUCUUCCCGGCGGAAAUGGAAUCCGGGAUGGCGUGUGACUACCCCGUUCCUCGAUUCCAAUACCCGCAGAUUCCAAAAGCCACAAAUUCGCAACAAAAUGAAGAGUAUGAGAGAACGCGGAUUCUUGUCCAUGAUUUGAUGCUGGACAGUCAAUUGACGCCCGGUUCUGCAUCUACGGGAUCAACGCCAUCUUCCGGGAGCAUCGGUAAUUUUGGGGCCUACCAGCUCGAGCCGCCCUUUGGCCUCCCUGAGCACGCGAGGAUCAAGAAUGCUCUGAUUGACAAUGAGCAGAGGCGAGGUAGCUGGGUGACGAUAUUUAUGGACCCCGAAGAGGCUGGGGCGGCGAACUGGAAGGUUACCAAAGAGUUCAUUUCACGGUGA